UUAAUCGAAGAACAAGUCAAUUCUCCACAUGUAGAGUCCUCCCAACACGAACAAGAAUUGACAGAGGAGCAGGUUCCUCAUUCUGAGUUCCUCCAACAAGAACAGAAGUUAAUCGAAGAACAAGUCAAUUCUCCACAUGUAGAGUCCUCCCAACACAAUCAAGAAUUAACAGAGGAACAGGUUCCUCAUACUGAGUCCUUCCAACAUGAACAAAAGUUAAUCGAAGAACAGGUAAAUGUUCCACAUGCAGAGUCUUCCUUACACGAACACGAAUCGACAGAGGAGCAGGUUAAGACUACUGAUACUGAUACAUCCGCCAAUGAUGUUCCUUAUACGGAGUCCUUCCAACAUGAACAAAAGUUAAUCGAAGAACAGAUUAAUAGUCUACAUGUAGAGUCCUCCCAUUAUGAACAAGAAUUGAUAGAAGAGCAGAUGGCUACUGACACUGAUACAUCAACUAGGGAUGUUUCUUAUACUGAGUCUUUCCAAUACGGACAAAAGUUAGUCGAAGAACAGGUCAAUGUUCCACAUUCAGAGUCCUCCCAACACGAUCAAGAGUUAACAGAGGAACAAGUUGAGACUACUGAUACCGAUAGUGAUACAUCCACUAUUGAAGUUCCUUAUACUGAGUCUUCCCAUUUUGAACAAGAGUUAAUCAAAGAUGAUAGCGUUGAUAUAAUCUACGAAACUGCACCUUCUCACAUAAUCAACGAGACAACACGGAAAAAUGGUACAUUAUCAUCGUCGGGUGAAUCAACACAGGAGAUAACGCAAGAACACAAAAGCAACGAAGAACAAAUCGAGGUUUCAACAUCGCGAGAUGUCGCUUUAACAAGGAACAAGAAAAAAUAUCUCCAUCAAACCAGUAAAUAUGAAAAUGUUGACGGUAAUUUAGUUUAUUUGGUUACAACUUUGAUUACAACCUUUACCUUGGGAAUCGUGUCUAUGUUAUUUAAGAGUGUUUUUGGAACAAGAAGAAGUAAUUAA
Molecule: messenger RNA, 987 nt
Organism: Dentiscutata erythropus
Lineage: Eukaryota; Fungi; Glomeromycota; Glomeromycetes; Diversisporales; Gigasporaceae
Source: the annotation of a GenBank genome assembly